This is a messenger RNA of Ictalurus punctatus (channel catfish), 2700 nucleotides long. RefSeq names its product serine/threonine kinase 3 (STE20 homolog, yeast) (gene stk3). The transcript has 11 exons. Gene Ontology annotation, cellular component: cytoplasm. Gene Ontology annotation, molecular function: protein serine/threonine kinase activity; ATP binding. Gene Ontology annotation, biological process: protein phosphorylation; regulation of MAPK cascade; protein tetramerization. The coding region runs from base 192 to 1670 and encodes 492 amino acids. The record is from RefSeq and is a predicted model, not a curated record. Lineage: Eukaryota; Metazoa; Chordata; Actinopteri; Siluriformes; Ictaluridae.
GUAGUCUCUAAUGGUGACCGUAGCGUCGUUAACACGGCUGUAAGGAAAGGCGGUGAAAUGCGAACGGAAGUAUUAGAAAGAAGAAACAAGUCAUGAUUUCAGAAUAUUUUCGCUAGGUUUUUAGAUUUAGUAUUUGUUGAGGAACAAUAGAGGUUAUUUAUUUAGUCUUUUUUUUUUUUUACCCCAGCGCGAUGGAGCAGCCGGUGCCUAAAAAUAAAUUGAAGAAGCUCAGUGAAGACAGUUUAACCAAGCAACCAGAGGAAGUCUUUGAUGUCCUUGAAAAACUUGGUGAAGGGUCCUAUGGAAGUGUAUUCAAAGCAAUCCAUAAAGAAUCAGGCCAAGUGGUGGCCAUUAAGCAGGUUCCGGUGGAGUCAGACCUGCAGGAGAUCAUCAAGGAGAUCUCCAUUAUGCAGCAAUGUGACAGUCCCUAUGUGGUGAAAUACUACGGCAGUUAUUUUAAAAACACAGACCUGUGGAUCGUGAUGGAGUACUGCGGCGCCGGCUCUGUAUCUGAUAUCAUCCGGUUACGUAACAAAACACUCACGGAAGACGAGAUUGCUACUAUCCUUAAAUCCACAUUGAAAGGUCUUGAGUAUCUGCACUUCAUGAGAAAGAUCCAUAGAGACAUCAAAGCUGGGAAUAUUCUUCUUAAUACUGAGGGACAUGCUAAACUGGCAGACUUUGGCGUGGCUGGACAGCUUACUGACACGAUGGCUAAGAGGAAUACUGUGAUUGGCACACCAUUCUGGAUGGCUCCGGAGGUGAUUCAGGAGAUUGGGUAUAACUGUGUGGCAGAUAUCUGGUCGCUGGGCAUCACGUCUAUAGAAAUGGCAGAGGGAAAACCUCCUUAUGCAGACAUUCAUCCAAUGAGAGCAAUUUUUAUGAUUCCAACGAAUCCACCACCAACGUUCCGGAAACCCGAGCUGUGGAGUGACGAGUUCACAGAUUUUGUAAAGAAAUGUUUAGUGAAGAACCCAGAGCAGAGAGCCACAGCUACUCAACUGUUACAGCAUCCCUUUAUAACGAGCGCUAAACCGGUGACCAUUCUGAGGGACCUGAUCACAGAAGCGAUGGAGAUGAAGGUAAAGAGACAACAGGAGCAGCAGCGUGAGCUGGAAGAAGAGGAUGACAACUCGGAGGAGGAGGUGGAGGUGGACUCGCACACCAUGGUGAAGUCUGGCUCAGAAAGUGCUGGCACCAUGAGAGCGACAGGCACUAUGAGUGAUGGCGCUCAGACCAUGAUUGAGCACGGCAGCACCAUGCUGGAGUCAGACCUGGGCACCAUGGUCAUCAACAGCGACGAGGAAGACGAGGAUGAAGACGUGGGCUCGAUGAGGAGAAACCCAACAGUGCCGCAAGCCCAGCGUCCAUCGUUCAUGGAUUACUUUGACAAGCAGGAUUCAAACAAAGCACAGGAGAGUUACAAUCACAACCAGCAGGACCCUUACCAUAUGCCCAAGACUGCUUUCCCAGACAACUGGAAAGUCCCACAAGAUGGAGACUUUGAUUUUCUGAAAAACCUCGACUUUGAGGAGCUGCAGAUGCGCCUCAGUGCUCUGGACCCCAUGAUGGAGCGAGAGAUCGAGGAGCUGCGGCAGCGUUACACGGCUAAGAGGCAGCCCAUUCUCGAUGCCAUGGAUGCCAAGAAGCGCCGGCAGCAAAACUUCUAAGACUGACCCCAGAAAGAAAGCGAGUAAACUUAAAAAAUAAUAAUAAUAAAAAAAGACCUGGCAGGCCAGAUUAUUUCCCCCUCUUACAGUCUUAUAUUCAGUUUCACUCCUGAUCCUGAGCCUCUUAUUGUCCGCCCUCAGCUGCUGAUUAGCCACAGGAGCAUCUGGCUAAGUAUUAGAAUGCUGUUUUACUUUAUUUCUAGGAUAUUCAUUUGAGGCCUGAGCCUUGUUUUUAAAGGUUGCACUGUGUACAAUAACACAAGCACAGCCCCGUUUAAGUGUAAAGGGGAAGAAAUGGCAGCAAAUCAAGACAGUCAGUUGAUGCGAUGAAACGUUCACAGCCACCAGUGGAUUAAAAUUUCUGUGUAAGGCAUAGAAGGGUUUAGCAGACUCAGAUCUACAGUAAUUGAUCUACAAAUCUGUACACAUAUUCAAAUCUGAUUGAAGGGAUUAGAGGACAGGAGGUGUUAAUGUCCACUUUCCUCACAUAUUUCUUUAGCCCUGACGCCGUGCGAUACCACACUGUUUCUCAACAUGGCUGGAGUCAUGAUCAUCAACCUUAUGUCUGAAAUCACACCUUGUUCACUAUAUAGUGCACUGAUUUAGUAGAAACGAGUCAUUAUGUUCAUCGUAAAACUACAUUGCACUGCAAUAGAUUAAACCAAACAGCAGAAUAACUAAUAGAUUGUUAUCUGGAGCAGGUGUGUUCGAUUAGGUUUGAAACGUGAUUGAAACCUCUGCAGAGGUGCCUCAACAUUUCUAACAUUAAUUUUUUUUUUAAUUUCAGAAGUGAGACAAGCAACAGUAAGAAAACAGCAAGUGGAACAGCUAGUUAAAAACAAACAGCUGCUCCAGUGUUUUUAAAACAACAAAAGAGACAAUGUCUCUGACUUGUUUUCUGUUUCUAAGUGCAAGGUUGUGAAUUCACAGGUCAGAGUUCACCUAGAUAAUGCUGGUGCAAAGAGAAAGUAAUGUCCUCCAGAAACAAAUGAGUGUCUUUUUACAUAUCACAUCUCACAAGUCCUUUCCC